Molecule: messenger RNA, 738 nt
Organism: Solanum pennellii
Lineage: Eukaryota; Viridiplantae; Streptophyta; Magnoliopsida; Solanales; Solanaceae
Exons: 2
Coding region: 1-738 (245 amino acids)
Source: RefSeq, a predicted model, not a curated record
AUGUGUCCACCUAUUAAAAUUCAUAAUGAUGUUGGGGUAAAGGUUUUUCUAGAUCAGAUGAGGGUGAACUUGAAUUUCUUUACAAAAUAUUCAUUAUGCAUCACCUUGAAAGAUCGUGAGCUGUAUAACGAAGGUCAUGGAGUUUUAAUUACUGAUAGAAUAAAUUCUGAUGUUAGAUUAUCACAGACUAACAUUGAUUUGUACUCCAACAAUUCUAUCUGUUUGAUCGGAAUGAAUUUAAACGGAGUUGUCAAUGAUAAUAGUGAAAUAGAUAAUGAUAUAAUAUGUGACCAUUCCAACCUAUUUGUAGCUGAUAAUCAGAUUUAUAAUAAUAAAGAAACACUUAAGGAGGUUAUGAGGCAUGUUGGACUUGUUGAAAAAUUCAGUUUUCGUGUUGCGCGUUGUAAUGCAUCUAAUUAUCACCUGAAUUGUAUUUCUAAAACUUGUUCUUGGAUGAUGAGGACAUCUAGUUUGAAUAAAUCAAAUUUAUUCAAAGUUAGGAAGUAUAUUGCUCAGCACACUUGUUCUGUUAGAGAAAGAGUUUAUGGCAGACGUCAGGGGAUAACUGACGUUGUAGCUGUCUUGAUAAUGGAGAAGUAUAUUGAUCCAUCUACGGUAUAUACUUUAAAAGAUAUAGCUGAUGAUAUAUUGAAAUUGCAUGGCGUUUCGUUGACGUACAUACAGGCAUUGAGAGCUAAAGAAAAAGCAGUAAAGUUGGUGUGCGGAGAUCCAGCAUAG